AUGAGAUUCUGGCUUCUUCUGACUUCCUUCAUGGUGCGAGCCCACCGAGACUCCCGAGAGUCUCAGCACUUCGCGAUCCAAGCCGACGAGGAAAUCGAAGAGCCUGCACCCACGAUUUUGGCUUCGCCUGAGAACUGGUCCAGCGUGCUUGGGUCCAUCGAAUUAGAGCCCCUUCGAGUGCAUCUCCUUCCAGGCGUCUACAGCAAUGUAUCCUUUGUGCUGCCACCCGGUGCCACGCUGGAGUUGCAGGGUGAGCCGGGCACGAAGGUGGAAUUAUUGGAAGUUUAUGGCAACGACAGUGACCGCACUGCCGAGUCUGAGCUCAUGCUGAAGAGCCUCCAGCUGUCGCAGAGUUUGCUCGAGGAUUUGCGCUAUCUGAUUCUGAGUUUGACAGAUGUGGCACUUGACCAGACUGGCGGCUCCGUGGCCCACUUUGAUGCAGGCUGCGUCCGUUCUCUCACAAUCCAACGCUCGGUCCUGAUUUCGACCAAAAUGGAUAUCUGUGGUGUCAAUGUCGCGAUCGUCGACUCCACAAUCAUGUUCCUGAUUGUGCAGAGUAAGCUGACCCUUAAGAUUGCAAACUCGACGCUUGCGAACUGUAGCUUCCAUUCGCACGGGAACCUCAGCAUGGUAAACUCCAGCAUGAUCGGGAAGUACCACUUGGCCUUGGGUUCCCACAACCGGAUUCAGAAGUCGCAUUUCGGCGCCUGCCACGGAUACUGCAUUCAAGCUAAUGCCUUGGACGCAACGGAAGAAUCUUACUUCACUAUGGCCGGUUCCUCCAUGCAGACCGCGAUCUUAUGUUUGGGCAGCGGUUGGCGUGUGGAGAUGCACGACAUGGAAGUCUACGAUGUCCACGCACCGUUCUUCGAUCUACUUCCCGGAUUCGGUUCUGUCAUUGAAGGUCUCCCUACGCUGGAUUUGACUUUCUCCAUGGUCAAGUUUCGGAGGGUGUGGAGUGUUGUCAAAAUCGACGCGAACCACUGGAAGCUAGCCAUGCACGGCGUCACGAUGGAGGAGGUCACGCUUACCGGCCUCAGCCUGCAAAGCAGGGACGAGAACAGGCGUGGUCUUGUUCAGCUUCGUGACGUUUCUAUGAGCAACAUGUUGGGAGUCGGGAUGGUCAUGGACCAGGUGAUCGCGGACAUCUCCGGCAUGACAUGCCGAGAGUGUAACGUUGGAGUCGUAGCCAUGGACCAGGUGAUCGCGGACAUCUCCGGCAUGACAUGCCGAGAGUGUAACGUUGGAGUCGUAGCCCGGGGCUCUACUCUAAACAUGAGUGCGGUAGAUAUGCUGGGAAAGCACAAGCAAAGCAACGGUAUUGUUUUGAAGUCUUCGCAUUUAGAAGCGACUGACGUGCGUAUGACGAACCUGGCGGCUGGACUCUUGCUGAAGUCCUCGACCAAAAUGACAUGCGAAAUGGUGUCCGGUCUCAGAAGCACGGCCCCGAGUCCCGAAGAUUCCGAAGAUGAGGAAGGCCAUCUCGGAUACCAAAAUGUUGGCCUCGCCGAGAGGGCUGCGUACGAAAAGGACAACAUUAGGGCAUCCUGGUUCAUAACUCAAGAUGAUUUGGUCGCAGGAAUCAAGACUCAGAUGCAGAAUGUGGUGGCUUCGGCUGAGAAGCGCGAUCAGAUGAAACAAGGUCGCGUCGACCUUGAGGGCUUGUUUGACCCAGACCCCGAACGUCAAAAGGGGCAAAAUGCGGCUAUGGAUGCAAAGACCGGCUGGGCGCUGGAGGAGGGGAAGGUCAUGCGCACGAAUUCUAUCGCCUUCCAGUUCGCCAACGACUAUGUCAGGUACCAUGCCUACAUGGCAUUGUUGCCUGCAGCUUUCCGGGUGUGUGUGGAGAAUGACUACAUAUGCAAGCAGUCUCCAAUGAUGAGGGAGCGCAUCCGCGAACCCGAUAUGUUCGAUUGCUGCAUGUCAGAAGACCCGGAGACAACAAACAUAUUUUCUAGCAAAAGCAAAUUGCAUGCGGUAGGGUGCAACAAGUGCACUCCAACGUCUUGCUUCAGAGAGCAAGCAUCGGAUGUUGGUGGUGGCUUGCUUUGGGCUCCGUCCGACCCACCAGUUGCAUCGAAGCCGAACCCAGUCCCCAAAGAAUUUUCAGACCCACAUCGUUGGUACAUGCAUGGCGGACCAUGCAGCAAAUACGAGUACGUUACCUCCGCAAAGUUCCCGGGUGAUCGUGGCCACCAUCAACAACGGAAGACGAAGUACUGCCAAAUCGUUGAGGACUGGUCGGUGACCAGGUCUUCGGAGGUGCAGCCCGGAUCCCUUUCGGGAUGGCUCUGCGGCUUCGACUCUGACUCUGAGGUGGACAUGAGCAAGAACUUUCAGCCAAACAAUGCUUUACAGUCCGACCUGGACAAGCUGGUCAGUCGCUUCACCGGUUACGAGUUGAAUAAGACUGAGGGGUACGCGACCUUCGGCGCCAUGCUGCAGCAAGAUGUCGUUGGGCCAGUCCGCAAGCCUUUCGCGGUGGCCGGAGGCUUCAGCUUGGAGAUUCUUAGGGUUUAG
Molecule: messenger RNA, 2520 nt
Organism: Symbiodinium sp. CCMP2456
Lineage: Eukaryota; Dinophyceae; Suessiales; Symbiodiniaceae
Source: the annotation of a GenBank genome assembly